AGAUUUUUGAUUUUAUAUCCUAUAUAAUACUGUGGAAUAUCCUAUGUUUUUCUCAUUACCUGGGAGGUAUGUAGGUAGAUGCUUCAUUUCUCUGGAUCUCGUUUAAGUGCCCCGCGUUGCCCUGUUAUCUACCUGUACGUACCUACUUGAAAAGAUACGAUGGCCGAGAUCGGCCCACUAAAAAAUUGCUUUGUGACUCGUGAGAAUCAUGCCUUCCUGUAAAGAAUGCCGGCUGAAGCCGUGAGCUAAGGCUUUUCAUCGCCGGGACCGACUUACAAAGGGUACAAACAAUAACGGAGGAUAAGUGCUUCCACUCCCACUCCCACUCCCACUCCCACUUUCACCCCUCGCAUACGUUCCGUUGGCGGGUACUACCUGUUUAUGCCGGCAGCCUUCUUACGUCGGCUAAGCUUGUAGGACCAGCUGUCCGCUCCUUUCAACUUUGGACUUUGGCAAUUGGUCGCGCGUAACUGAGCGAAGGAAUCGCAUAAAUCGCAUAAUUCGCAACUUUCACUAUGUCGGCUUCUUUGCCUGGCAGUCGGGAGCUGCCCGAGUCGCAAUAUGACUUAAGCACGUAUUGGGGCCGUGUUAAACAGACGGCAACGAUUACAGAUCCAAGAACCCUCUUCGUUGGAAACCAUGGUCUUGAACAAGCCAAAAAGCUGUUGGUCGCAUAUAAGCAAGGCGAGAUCAAGGAUAUGACGCCGGAAUUAUGGAAGGCGAAGAAGAUCGUCGACUCUACACUGCAUCCUGAAACCGGAGAGCCAGUCCUCCUCCCCUUCCGAAUGUCCUGCUUCGUGUUCUCGAAUUUGAUCGUUACGGCUGGAAUGCUUACGCCGGGUUUAAAGAACACCGGGACUGUUCUCUGGCAAAUCACCAAUCAGUCUCUUAAUGUUGCCAUCAACCACGCGAACGCGAACAAAUCAAACCCGCUCUCUUACUCGAAAAUCGUCCAAUCGUACUUCCUUGCCGUCGGCGCAUCUUGUUCCGUGGCAGUAGGUCUGAAUUCGAUCAUCCCCCGUCUGAAGGGAUUUUCGCCGUCGACGAAGCUCAUUCUCGGGCGGCUCGUGCCCUUUGCAGCCGUAGCGUCCGCCGGUGCGCUAAACGUGUUCCUCAUGCGCGGCGAGGAGAUGCGCACGGGAAUUGACGUGUUCCCCGUGCUCUCGGAGGCGGACAAGGCGCGGCUGGCGAAGGAGGGCAAAGCUGAAAAUGACGUGCCGAGCCUGGGCAAGAGCAAGAAGGCCGCGACACUAGCGGUCAGCGAGACGGCGCUCAGCCGCGUCUUCAAUAGCAGCCCCAUCAUGGUCGUCCCGCCGCUGAUCCUUGUGCGCCUUCAGCGCACCGAGUGGCUCAAGAAGAACCCCCGCUACACGCUGCCCAUCAACCUCGGCUUGAUCCUCGGCAUGAGUUUCCUCGCGCUACCGUUUGCGUUGGCGGCGUUCCCGCAGCGCCAGAAGAUCAGCGCAGAUAGCUUAGAGGAGGAGUUUCACGGCCGUGGAGGAGAUGGGGGGAUGGUCGUGUUCAAUCGUGGUAUCUAGACGGAAUUCAUCAUUGUUCGGCGGCGUUAGGUAGCCACGUUAGGCGUUUCUGGAGCGAAACAAGUCGAGGGGGAUUGUGUUUGCUACUUAACAUGGUCUCGAUGAUUUAGUUUGAGGGGAGAAGAAGACGUCAAACAAGUAUCACAUAGUUUGAUGUCAUGGCACAGUUAGUACCUACCUAUAAGAGAUUAUACUUCGUCAUAGAUGAGACGCAAUGGUAGCUUUGUUAGCGUCACUAGACGCGGAGAUAAGAAGGACAUGAAAUAGAAUGAAAUAGAAACAGUUAUCAAACCCUCUUAUUAAAUAGCUCGUAGCAAUUGCCUCCUUCAGGAUGCGAGAAGGAAAUUGGUUUCCGGGUCUCAGCUUCGAUCGUCAAACCGUCUUGGCGUGCUUCUUGACGCGUGCCCGGGGUACAUGUGACGAGUUCGGCAAGACUUGUCCAUGGCC
Molecule: messenger RNA, 1985 nt
Organism: Daldinia loculata
Lineage: Eukaryota; Fungi; Ascomycota; Sordariomycetes; Xylariales; Hypoxylaceae
Product: Tricarboxylate/iron carrier
Exons: 4
Coding region: 516-1538 (340 amino acids)
Biological process (GO): mitochondrial transmembrane transport; monoatomic ion transport
Cellular component (GO): mitochondrial inner membrane
Molecular function (GO): monoatomic ion transmembrane transporter activity
Source: RefSeq, a predicted model, not a curated record